ACAACGAUAUGUUGGUGUAUUCAGGGCUUUUAACUCCUACGGCAGGUCGUUGAGAAAAAUUGCGAGAAUACCCAAAUGGAAAACGAGGAUGCAAGUCGUCAUAUAAUGUCGGCCAAUAAUGGGGAAUCCCAUCGGACGCGCUAAGAGCACUUCCGUUUUACAAGGAAGCAGGCUUAUUUUCAAUACGGCGAAGCUUCACUGAAUCAACGCACUGGCUACAUAUAAAGUGCUCCAAUCUUCGAAGGGAAUUUGGGAAAAACGAGAACUGAACGAGGACAGGCUCUAUAACCAAGUUAUUUCAGCUUUAAUUAUUAGAUGCCUUUCCACGAAGAAUCUGUCGGUCUGCUAACGCGUCCACUAACAUGCACGCAUGGACCCCAAUUCUCUGCCGGUGGAAGUCCAUGGGGACUCGGUUUUAUUUUGUUCACCCAGGUCGCCCAUGGCAUCAGCUACUUCGCAGUAUUUGCAGCAGUGGCACUCCGAAUCAACAUAACCUGCUUUCAUCUCUCUAAUACGGAGAUUUUAGCUCUUUCAACAUCUUUCUACGUUGUUUCCUACGUUACCAACCUGAUAGGAGGAUGGUACGCGGACACGAGGGCGGGGCGCUACUGGACCAUCUUCUUUGCAAACCUCAUCAACCUCAUAGGUUCGCUCAUGAAAACAGCUGUGGCCAUCGUUUAUAGUUACACAACGAACAAGGAGGAUUUCCCGGUCUCAGUGAUGCUGCCUAUCUAUAUUGCCUCUUUGAUGUUCAUGGCAGUAAGCCGGGGCUUCAUAUUACCGAGUAUGGUCCCAUUCGGGGCACAACAAGUCGACCAGUCAGAUGAUGCCAGACUUUCUUCAUACUUCCGUUGGACCAUCGUAUCUUUUGACAUUGGCAAAUACUUCGUCUAUUGCCCAUUGGCAUUCAUAAUCUACGUGUAUGACUUAGACCCGAUUCUGGUCUGUACCAUCGUGGAGUUAGUUGCAGAGGCCCUGGCUUGGGCUGUCCUAGUCCUUGGAAAGAGCGCGUACGUCACAGCGCCAACUACCGAAGGUGAAAAGUCGAUGAAGGAAAUCACCAAGGCCUUUUCAAAGAACAUCUUAAACCGUUCCGUUAGUCUGUCACCAGAGGACGCCAUGGAACGGAUGAGCUUAGUCCACGAGCCACCUGAUCCACAACUCAUGAAACUGCAACGUCUAAAACUCAGGAAAAUGUUCCUCAUGGGAGGCAUUUUCACCAUUGCUGGUGUUUUUUCAGCUGUCAACUUGCAGGGGACAACGACCUAUUUGGUUCAAGGCGAACAACUAAAGGGCGACUCUCCUGCCAUACCGCAUCUUUUCGUAGCUUCCUUCGCCCCUCUGACAGUGAUUGUCCUUUCCGUCCUGACGGAGGUCUAUACCUGGUGCUGCUCCAGGAGGACUGGCUAUCGCUUCUGGGAACUAAAAAUGAUAGUAGUUGGAACAAUCUUCGCUGUUUUGUCCCUGGCCAGUGCCGACUACAUUGAGAUCAUCUGGAGGAUUGGCCGGGAGGAAUGUUCCAAAUUCUGCCAGAUUCCUCAAUUCGUCUUCUUAGGUCUUGCCGAAUUCUUUUUCUACAUUCCUGGUUUUGAAUUUUGCUACAGAGAGAGCUUUGCAGGUCUUGAGAGCACCACCACAGGUUUCUUCUUCGGAGUGGGCUCAUUUUUCGCAAUGGUCAUCUUUCUCAUAUUCAUUCCUUUGGGGACAGUACCAAUGAAAAUUGGUCUUAGUGACAACAAAGGUUUCUUCCUGGAGCUGUUCUCAGCUCUUGGUGGCCUAAUGCUGCUGACAAUGCUGGUUCUCUUGUUCCCUCUAACAAUCUGGUACACCAGGGUUAGGAAGAGCCUCAAGGACAAUAACUUCAUGACAGCUAUCAUCACAACCACAGACCUGCAGCAUGUGCAAGGGACUAACCAAGACGUGGAUGACACAGUGUUACGCAAUGACAGACUUACAGAGACUGUUGAAGGGGAAUCACCGGACUUCAGUGAUCAAGACAUUGAUCUUAUGUCAAGGUAUAUCCAAGGGGAGGACCUGGUAGAUGAAAGAGAUUUAUCACCAUCCCUUGACUUGGGGCGCACUUCAGAUGAAGAUACUUAAAGGUUUAGUAUCCAAGUACCUAUGCAUUAAGCUGCACCUACAUAGUUGUUGUUUGCAAGAUCUCAGCUGAGAUCAUAGGAGCAUGUGUUUUGGUGGCUCUAAACAGGGCGGAGGACUGCAUCAAUUAGGCCUUGGACACAAGGUAUUGUUCCAGUUCCUGCAGAGGCGGAAUUACUCUAGUUUCACCAAUCUAAGACCGGUUGAUCAAUUACCAGAGCCUUCACAUGACACAUGCAUGUAAAUGCAGCAGCAGAAGGUGGCGGUGAACUACUGAUAACAUCAAUAACAACCAAAAUAAACUUAAGAAGUUUAAAUUGUCCUUUUACUGAAUGCCAUUGUAUUCAAGAGUACACGGUACACGCAAUUUGACACCAUAUAAAAGAGAAUCAACAUACAUCUAAGACCAAACUACAUUAUUCAAUUUAUUAGUUCUUGAUCGUCAAUUGCCACCAUAAUGAGGCCAUAACCAAUACAUUAGUUUGGUGGACCCUACAAAUUUUUACUAUAAAAAGCUGUGAUGGAAAUUACUGGUGUUAUAAACCACCAUACAUGGUGGCAAA
This is a messenger RNA of Lineus longissimus, 2660 nucleotides long. Its product is annotated as solute carrier family 15 member 4-like. Gene Ontology annotation, molecular function: transmembrane transporter activity. Gene Ontology annotation, cellular component: membrane. The record is from RefSeq and is a predicted model, not a curated record. Gene Ontology annotation, biological process: transmembrane transport. The transcript is spliced from 11 exons. Lineage: Eukaryota; Metazoa; Nemertea; Pilidiophora; Heteronemertea; Lineidae. Bases 316 to 2100 code for a protein of 594 amino acids.